Messenger RNA from Arabidopsis arenosa, 1348 nucleotides. The record is from the annotation of a GenBank genome assembly. Lineage: Eukaryota; Viridiplantae; Streptophyta; Magnoliopsida; Brassicales; Brassicaceae.
UGCGCAAAUACACAGCUGGACAUACCUGAGCCCAACGACUUGGGACUAUAAAAGUAAGAUUACAGAGGUAGAUAACUUGGUCCCAAAGACUUUCUUAAGGUUCUGUCUCAUAUCGCUUCUUCUCAUCGCAUCAUCAUCACAUCACUUUCUUCGACUUUCGUUUGUUAUUAUAUCCUCUCAAUAUAUAAUUUUGUUCUUAAUUAGCGAGAGCCAUGGAGAUUGCUACGACAACGAACGCUUUGCAUUUGUUUCCCAAGGAUCAGAGAUACAAAACCAAAGGCGUCAGGUAUAACAAUCUAAUCGAUUUCUCAGACGUCUCCUUGUUACCCGUAAUCCCUAAGAUAGACUUAGACGACCCACAAAUUCUGAGUCGAACCAGAAGAGAUGGCAGGGAAAAGUACGACGUUGUGCCGGCUUCCAAGAAACGUCAACAUUCCGGCGAAGAAAAGCCACUGACGAAGAGACAGAAGAAGAUCAUCGAAGAAGUGGAGUCAACUACUAAGGCGAAAUCUAUUAGGACGUUGACACCGAAUCUUCACAAAUCAGUGUCCGAGUCAAAGCAGGAGACUAAGAGAAAAGUUACCAAAUCGGUGGAUGCGAGGGCUAUUACCACAACAAAGGUUACUAAACCGGAGAAAUUAAUUACGGCUUCCUCGAAAGAGUGUUUUCACGAAACAGAGACGAAAAAGCCUAAUAGGAUUGAUUUGAGAAACUUGAUCGCAAAGGCGCAAGAUAAAAUCCAAAACAAACGGCAGAUCGAUCAUCGAAGAGACGACAUCACAAGGCAGAGAAUAGCUGCACGCUUAGCUCUAAAUCAAAUGGUAGCAACCGUUAGUUUUGACGAUCAUCUCAACUAUCAUAGAGAACUGGAACAGCUUGGCUACACAUUCAUUCAAGAGGAAGUUGAUUACUUGAGCAUGUUCAAUUUAUGGUCAAGAAGCGACUACAAUGGUAUCACUAACUCUGUCUUGGAAAAGAAUAAAACGCCAUGGUCUGAUGAAGAUUCAACGAGAAAGAAACAUCGUCAUAGCUCACGAAAAGUAAAUAGUAUGGAGCAGUAUUCCCUGCAGAUAAGCAGAAUGGUGAAUCUGCUGAGAGCGGAAAUCAGAGUCAUAUCUCAACAAGUGUGAUAAUCCAGUGAUAAUUUAGAUAGAGUCCGAGUCCGAGUACAGUUUUGUGUUUAAUUUGUGUGAGUGUGCUCCCUGCACUCUAUAUAUAAGCGUAACAUAACAUGUUUGAUGUCUAUCCUUUACACGAUAUGAAAAGUUUGAGAGUAAUCCCGUCUAUAUUAUUUGCAAAAUGUCUUGCUUUCUUGUUUUCAUAUCAUCAAUAUAUUGAAAGACUUGCU